Molecule: messenger RNA, 1468 nt
Organism: Verticillium dahliae VdLs.17
Lineage: Eukaryota; Fungi; Ascomycota; Sordariomycetes; Glomerellales; Plectosphaerellaceae
Product: gibberellin 20 oxidase
Exons: 4
Coding region: 113-1141 (342 amino acids)
Molecular function (GO): dioxygenase activity
Source: RefSeq, a predicted model, not a curated record
GCACCUAGAGAUACAACCAGUAAUCGCUACCAUCCAUAUUAAACCGUCAGACAGUUGAUGAUUGAGUAUCAAAGCGGUAUAUUACAAUUCUUUCAGUCUACAACCCUGCGAGAUGACUACGACUUCGACCAAGACCAAGUCUCCCGAGACCUAUAAGCUGGAACUGGCGUCGGCCUACGGCUCAGUGUAUCGGGAUGUACUAAAAACACCCCCUCGAGAUUGCAAUAGCUCUGAGGUCCCCAUAAUUGACUUGUCUGGAAUACAAGGCAAUGAGCAAGAGAGGCGGGCGCUGGCAAAUGUCGUUCGCGACGCUUCGCAAAACACAGGAUUCUUCUACAUCAAGAACCACGGCAUCGCCCGCGAGAAGAUCGAAGCAGCUUUCAAGCAGGGCCACAAAUUCUUCGCCCAGCCCGUCGAGCAGAAAGACGUCAUAGCACAGAGGCAUUCCAAGUUUUACAAUGGUUGGAGUCGCAGGGGCCAUAUUUCCCCAACCGAGUCCAUGGACCUCAAGGAAGGCUUCAGCUUUAGGUACGACCCCAAGUACGACCCGCAGGAGAAAAACUUGGACGCCAUCCCACCGGAAGUCCAAGAGUGGCUCCGCGGCGAAGACUUUGCAUGCUUGUCUCUUGCCAGAAACAUGAUCAAGAUCUUUGCCCUAGCUCUCGACGUGCCCGAAGACUACUUUGACAAUCUGGUCACUUACCCUGGAAGCGACGGCGUGAUCAACUUCUACCCCAGAAACACAGCCGCAGAGGACGCCGUCCUGGACGUCGGCCUGGGCGCACACACGGAUCUGCAGUGCUUCACCUUUCUCUGGCAAGACCACAUCGGAGGGCUUCAAGUCCUCACGAAUGAAGGGCAGUGGAUCAAGGUGCCUCCCAUUCCCGACACGUUUGUGGUCAAUAUCGGAGACUUCUUGAUGCGGCUCUCGAAUGACCGAUUCCAGUCGACCGUUCAUCGCGUCUUCAACCACGCACCCGAGGACCGCAUCUCCAUGCCGUUUUUCUUUGGGUUCAAUUUCAACGAGACGUGCUCCGUAUUGCCGAGCUGUACGGACGAGAAGAACCCGCCGAAAUACGAGCCGAUCAGCUGUGGGAAUUGGUGUGCACAGAGAUUCGCAAAGACCUUCACCAAAGAUUAGCUUCGCUUGCUUUUCGUCUUUAUUCCAGGGCCUUGAGGAGGCGAAAACCUGGCCUCACUUCCAUAGGUGAUGCGUGCGCCUACAGUGGCAUCAAUGAAGACCUAUCAAGACAGCCCCUUGGGCAAUGUCUGGGUUGGGUACGAAACUCCAUUUGUUGCAGCACUUCUGCACUGCUACAAUAUUUUUUAUAUGUUGAAGUUCCGAUUCGGUGCUUGCCCUGCCAAAUGAACCCUUCUUGACUAGGGAUUAUCACAGUUCAUGCUGUGUCUGGGCAUUUUGCCUGAUAAACUCGCGGAAGUAGUUGCCACAAUGUGAAUAGAUAGUGUC